This is a messenger RNA of Cucurbita pepo subsp. pepo (vegetable marrow), 1818 nucleotides long. RefSeq names its product P-loop containing nucleoside triphosphate hydrolases superfamily protein (gene LOS4). The record is from RefSeq and is a predicted model, not a curated record. Gene Ontology annotation, molecular function: nucleic acid binding; RNA helicase activity; ATP binding. Lineage: Eukaryota; Viridiplantae; Streptophyta; Magnoliopsida; Cucurbitales; Cucurbitaceae.
UUUUCUGUUUCAGCGCGAAUCACCAAUGGCAGAUCCCGCGGCUCCAGACUCUACCACCAGCAACGCCUCUACCGCCGCCGCCGCCGUUACCGCCACUACCCCACCCGUAGUUACACCAGUUCCCAAACGUGCUUGGGGCGAUGAAGAAGACGAUGAUGUAGGCGAUGCUGGAGAUUCAUCCUCUGCGCCUUCCGAGUACAUGGAAUCUCUUAAAAUCCAAGACGAAAAAACUCUUGAAGAACCCGAAGACUCUAACAUCACAGCGGUGACAACUGGUGAUACUCCAUAUUCAUCAGCCAGUACUUUUGAGGAUCUGAAUCUAUCUCCAGAGAUUUUGAAGGGGUUGUAUGUUGAGAUGAAAUUCCAAAAGCCAAGUAAAAUUCAAGCUAUAAGUCUACCUAUGAUCUUGACUCCUCCGUACAAAGAUUUAAUAGCUCAAGCACACAAUGGUUCUGGAAAAACUACUUGUUUUGUGCUUGGGAUGUUGAGUCGCGUUGAUGUGAACUUGAAGGCUCCUCAGGCAUUUUGCAUAUGUCCUACAAGGGAGUUAGCCAUGCAGAAUAUUGAAGUUCUUAAGAAAAUGGGAAAAUACACUGGGAUAACUUCAGAGUGUGCAGUUCCUGCCGACAGUGCUAACUAUGUACCUAUGUCAAAGCGACCACCAAUAACUGCACAAGUUGUGAUUGGAACUCCUGGCACAAUAAAGAAAUGGAUGUCAUCGAGGAAGCUGGGCGUAAGUUGCGUGAAGAUUCUUGUUUUUGAUGAGGCUGAUCAUAUGCUUAGCGAGGAUGGCUUUAGGGAUGAUUCGUUGAGAAUCAUGAGGGACAUUGAGAAAAGUAGCCCUCAUUGCCAGGUGCUUCUGUUCUCUGCUACAUUCGAUGAGACUGUUAAAAACUUUGUCUCUAGGGUUGUCAAAGACUACAACCAACUUUUUGUUAAGAAGGAAGAACUAUCCUUGGAGGGUGUGAAGCAAUACAAGGUGAUAUGUCCAUAUGAAUUAGCAAAAAUUCGGAUCAUAAAAGAUAGAAUUUUUGAACUUGGAGAGAAAUUGGGUCAGACAAUUAUAUUUGUGCGCACAAGAAACAGUGCAAGCAUGUUACAUAAGGCACUGGUUGAUUAUGGUUAUGAUGUGACUACCAUUCAAGGGGCACUGACGACUGAAGAUAGAGACAAAAUAAUAAAAGAGUUUAAGGAUGGUUUGACCAAAGUUCUCAUUUCGACUGACCUUCUAUCUCGAGGGUUUGACCAGCAACAGGUCAAUCUAGUUAUCAAUUAUGAUCUUCCUCUGAAAUAUGAAUCUUCUUCAGAAGCGAUGAAAUUCAGAUCUUCCUCACAAUCUGAGCCUAACUAUGAGGUGUACCUCCAUAGAAUUGGUCGGGCAGGUCGUUUUGGGCGCAAGGGAGCUGUGUUUAACUUGCUCUGUGGUGAUGUGGAGAUCAUGCGAAUGGACAAAAUUCAGAACCAUUUUAACUCUGAAGUAACAGAGGUUCGGGACUCUGAUGAGGACAUUCAAGCAGCCUUGAAAACUGCUGGAUUGCUUUGAUGUAUAGAGGUGAGUUUACUGCCAAACCCGCACCAGAGGCGAUAAACAUGGAAUGAUUGGAUGCAGAAAAGUAGAUCGGAGUGAUGCUUCCCCAGUUUUUGUUUUGCUUUAAAGUAAAAUACAUUUGGUUACGAGGGUAUGUAAUGUGUUUUGAGUUGUCAAUUUCCGGCAAUAUGGUUAGAAUGUUGUAUAUUGUGAAGUUAUGUUAUUUACAGAUUACUGAAAUAUCUUGGUUGAUGAAACCCAUUGAAAUUAUUUGGCUGGCUUUAUUAUAA